UUCAACGACUAAAAAAAGGAUAAUUAGUAAACUUAAUUAUAAAUUUAAAAUUGAAAUUGAUUAUUUAAUUGAAUUGUCAUGUUUAAGCUUAGAGAAUAAUAUUUUCGAAUUAGAUUUUAUUUCAGAAUAUUUAACCGGGAAGAAGCCUUACUCUAUUUGCGGGAACAGAAACUCAGAAAAGCUUGGCGCCAAAUUGCAACCUGUUGCCGCAAUUCUGCGCGCCAAAACCAAUAGUACCCGCCAUUUUUCUGCGCUCCGUUAUACAUCCGGGCCUUCUUGUUCACUCCCCUUCCAUUCCCAUCGCCUCGCAUGGCUCCCAAAAUCCCAUUCAGGAGGCGGACCCACGCUCCCCCCUACACCUCCCCUCCGUCCUGCGCAAAGGCGAGUCGCUUCGAAACCAUCUUGUGCGAGGAAUGCCACUCCGGCGACAACGACGACGAGCUCCUCCUCUGCGACAAGUGCGAUCGAGGGUUCCACACCUUCUGCCUCCGCCCCAUCCUCGCUUGCGUCCCUAAGGGCCUUUGGUUCUGCCCCUUGUGCUCCGCCGACAGGAAACCCAAGCAAUUCCCUCUGGUCCAGACCAAGAUCGUUGAUUUCUUCCGGUUACAACGGUCCUCGGGACCAGAAGAUUUCGGGUCCAGGAAGAGGAAGAAGCGGUCAGGAGGAUUGGUAAUGUCAAAGAAGAAGAGAAAGCUUCUACCUUUCAACCCUAGUGAGGAUCCGGACCGGAGGCUGGAGCAGAUGGCGUCUCUGGCCACUGCUUUAACGGCCACCGGGGCCGUGUUCAGCAAUGAGCUCACCUACCGCCUCGGAAUGGCUCCAAGGUCAGCUAAUUUCGCAUGCUCUGAGAAAGGAGGGAUGCAGGUGUUGUCUAAGGAAGACACUGAAACCUUGAACCUGUGUAAGAAAAUGAUGGAGAAGGGAGAAUGGCCUCCUCUGAUGGUGGUUUAUGAUCCUCUUGAAGGAUUCACAGUGGAGGCUGAUAGGUUCAUCAGGGACCUAACCAUCGUAACAGAGUAUGUCGGCGACGUUGAUUACCUGAAGAAUAGAGAACACGACGAUGGCGAUAGCAUGAUGACAUUACUUUCAGCCGAGGAUCCUUCAAAGAGCCUUGUGAUAUGCCCUGAUCAGCGAAGCAACAUUGCCCGCUUCAUCAAUGGCAUCAACAACCACACAAGGGAUGGAAAGAAGAAACAGAAUCUCAAAUGUGUCCGGUUCAGCGUGAAUGGCGAGUCUCGCGUUCUUCUGAUUGCGAAUCGAGAUAUAACGAAGGGCGAGCGGCUGUAUUACGACUACAACGGCAGCGAACAAGAAUACCCAACCGGGCAUUUUGUGUAAAAUUAAGGCUCUCUUUCUCCCAAGUUCAUACUUUACGAUUUUGGUGGGGCAAUUGGACAAAACAAUAGGAUGAUUACAGCCAAAAUGUUGUUCGCAGCAGUAAAUUCUUAGCAACAAAUGUGUUUCAUGUGAGAUUGCUAACCUGUCUGAGCUAAUAGAGGGAGAGUAGGAAAAAACGAACAACCUUUGUGGCAAAUCACUACGAUUUUACGCCACUAUUUUAAGCUCGUGUAAAAGAUCCGUAAAGCUCUCUUUCCAAAUUGCACUUCUUUACGACGACACUCUU
Zingiber officinale is the source of this 1624-nucleotide messenger RNA. Its product is annotated as histone-lysine N-methyltransferase ATXR6-like. Gene Ontology annotation, molecular function: protein binding. The record is from RefSeq and is a predicted model, not a curated record. The coding region runs from base 310 to 1338 and encodes 342 amino acids. The transcript is spliced from 5 exons. Lineage: Eukaryota; Viridiplantae; Streptophyta; Magnoliopsida; Zingiberales; Zingiberaceae.